Molecule: messenger RNA, 2334 nt
Organism: Chroicocephalus ridibundus (black-headed gull)
Lineage: Eukaryota; Metazoa; Chordata; Aves; Charadriiformes; Laridae
Gene: ANKRD34C
Product: ankyrin repeat domain 34C
Exons: 3
Coding region: 639-2231 (530 amino acids)
Molecular function (GO): protein binding
Source: RefSeq, a predicted model, not a curated record
GCCCCCCGUCCCCGCGCAGCCCCGGUGCGGGCCGGGCAGCGGGUGACGCAGCCGCCCGGAGCGCACAUAAGGGACGAUGCGGGCGGGGGCGCCGGGGCGGCCGCAGGGGUAGCCCGGCACCGGGCACCGGCACCCCGCCAUCAGCACCGCGGACAGCGGGAGCGGGGCGGCCCCGGCGGGGGGGGGGGGGGCACCGGCCCCGGGGUCCCCGUUCUCCCUCCGGUGCCUCCGCGGAGCCCGGCGGGACGGGACGAGGCUGCGCCCGGGCCGGGACCCUGCGGCGGCAGCGCGGAGCGGGGGACGCGACCGGCGAGGAGGCGGAGCAGUGGGGAAGCAAAGUCCAUGGCUCCAGACCAAGAAGUGCUGGGAGAUGCUCAUGUUGUCUCCAGUGGGCUCUGCCUUACUGCCUGAGAGACCUGGAAGACGCAGUGGAAACCAUCUCAGCAUCAGGACCAGCCCAAUUUCUCUGGCACUUGGGGAAAUGGGCUGCAUCCAGGCAAACGCCAGCGUGGCUACUGGGCAAGCAGAGCUGGAAAAGAGCGAGGCAAGAUGAACUGAGACCUAUUGCUGAGGCUGCUUCACAAGGAGGGCUGCCGGCCGACGUCGCCUUUGCCCACCAGUAAGCGGCGGCCGGUGCCAUGGAUGAAGUGACGGAGCUGGAGUUGGGGGGGAACUCCCUCCUGAAGGCAGUGUGGCUCGGCCGGCUCCGGCUGACCCGGCUGCUGCUGGAAGGGGGGGCUUACAUCAACGAGAGCAACGAGAAAGGAGAGACUGCCCUGAUGGUGGCCUGCAUCACCAAGCACGUUGACCAGCAGAGCAUCAACAAGGCCAAGAUGGUGAAGUACCUGCUGGACAACAGAGCCGACCCCAACAUCCAGGACAAGUCUGGGAAAACAGCCCUCAUGCACGCCUGCAUCCGCGGCGCCGGGGGGGACGUGGUGUCCCUGCUGCUGGAGAACGGGGCAGACCCCAGCCUGGAGGACCACUCGGGAGCAUCCGCUCUGGUCCACGCCAUCAACGCUGACGACAAGGACGUGCUGCAGCACCUCCUGAACGCCUGCAAAGCCAAAGGGAAGGAGGUGAUCAUUAUCACCAUGGACAAAUCGGCCUCUGGCACCAAGACCGCCAAGCAGUACCUGAACGUUCCCCCCUCGCUGGAGUUCAAGGAGAGGGCCCCCCCCGAGGGGUGCACAGCACCCUCCAGCGCCCACCUGAAAAAUCCCGUCUCGGCACCUUCCCCCGCUGAGGAGAGCAGCGUUUUCAGCCCGCACCCGUCGCACCCCGGGGACGGUCCCUCUGCCAGGGCGGCCGCCGAGCCCCCCUCCCCGGGCCGCAGAGCCAGCGCGGCCAGGAGAGCCCGCCUGCCCCAGCUGAAGCGGCUGCGGUCGGAGCCCUGGGGUCUGGUCGCACCCUCGGUGCUGGCGGCCUCCGCGCACCGCGACGACACGCAGGUCUGCGCCGACGACGAGGUGAUCAUGGGCAUCGGCGACCUCUCGCUCUCCAAAAAGGCCCCCCUCGCCCGGAGCGGCAGCAGCAAGGGCAAGGACCCCUCUCUCUUCCCCCCGGUAGACGAGCAGGCUUUGAGGACGCCGCCAGCCUCUGGGCCACUGCCGAGGAAAGCAGGCUACGAGAAGAGCCAGCCCACCCACCAGCGCCUGCCCCGCAGGAGCACUGUCCCCGAGGAGCCGGAGAGCGUCGGCCCCGCUGCCGCCGGCUCGGCCGCGGCCAUGGACACGCUGCACUGGCGGAGGCUGGGAGCCGAGCACUACGACUGCGACCCCCAGCUCUCCGGCGUCCCCAGCCCGGCCGAGGCGGGGAAGGUGCCGUCGGAGCGGAGGAAGCUCAGCGGGUCCCACCUGGCCUUGCUGGGCGGCUCCCGGGAGUCCCUGGACAGCAUCGCCCGCACCUCGCCCGGGACCGCCCGGCGCCGACCGCCCGGCUUGCUGGAGAGGCGAGGGUCCGGCACCCUGCUGCUGGACCACAUCUCCCACACGAGGCCGGGAUACCUGCCCCCCCUCAACGUGAACCCCAACCCCCCCAUCCCCGACAUCGGCUCCAACAGCAAAACCCCCUCUCCGCUCGCUGCUGGCCUGAAGUCCCUGGUGCCCGUCGCUCCCAGCUCGCCCUGGCGGGGCGACUUGAGAGCCAAAAGGAAGCUUCUCCGGAGACACUCCAUGCAAGCGGAGCAGAUGCGGCAGCUCUCCGAUUUUGAGGAAAUAGUGGCCCAGUAGCCAUGCCACCGUUUGCUUCCCAGGAAGGUCACCAAACCAGUGCUGUCCCUGCAGAAACGUGACGGUUCCCUCACAGAGUGGUCGCUCGGCCCCGGGGAAGCGC